Closterium sp. NIES-67 is the source of this 259-nucleotide messenger RNA. The record is from the annotation of a GenBank genome assembly. Lineage: Eukaryota; Viridiplantae; Streptophyta; Zygnematophyceae; Desmidiales; Closteriaceae.
UUUUCUAGGACGAGAUGGGCAGCUUGGUAGGAGAGGAGAGAAGCGAGAGAAAAGAGACUGGACUAGGGGAGGGAGAGAGAGAGAGAGAGAGAGAGAGAGAGAGAGAGAGAGAGAGAGAGAGAGAGAGAGAGGAGAGAGAGAGAGAGAGAGAGAGAGAGAGAGAGAGAGAGCGAGAGAGAGAGAGAGAGGGAGAGAGGUACACGAAGGAGGUUGUCCUCUUAAGAUCCAGUCAUUUGUAAAACACCUAACAAGCCUACAC